ACAUUCGGCAAAACGUCGACACGCGCGAUCGUUCUCACGGGUCCCGCGAUUCCCGGCCGAAAUUCCGAAUCUCUUCGCCGGCCCGCCACCGGGUGGAACUCUGGACGAGUGGAGAUGUCACGUAAGUGGUUCCACAGAGAAGACGACACGUUCAAGCCGCCAGACAUCCAAAGAUAGCGAGCCGAACUCGCGGGAGCCGCGUGUGUCAUCGAGCCUCGACGUCGAUCCCUCGAUCAGGGAUGAGGAUUCCCGGUUCAGAUCGCGGCGAAACGAGGGCAAAAUCAAGCAGAGUUUGAGCGAUCGGGUGCGAUCGUCGAGAACCAACGACAGACCGAAAUUCAAGUUCGCCUUCAGGGAUAAAAGAGGAUCGGCCGAGGACGGCGAGACUCUCGAUACGCCCGAUCCGAAAAAAUUGCAGAAAAGCGAUUCCUUCCUGAGGAGAUUCGUAAGGAGUUCGAAGGACAAUAUAACCGAGGGAUGCGAGAGGUUGGUUAGGAACAUUCAAAAGAGUCCUUCGGUUCUAAGGAAGAAGUUUCACUUGAGCGACGAGGAGAGACCCGUGCCACCAGUGCGAAGAAAAAGAUCCAAAGAAAUCAGCAAAGAUUCGUCGAAGGAUUCAGAGCCUGAAAAACCAUCGACCAUCCCUUCCGUGGUUUUAUCGAGCGACGAGCUUAUCGAAGGCGAUUUUAUAAUCGUGAACAAAGACAGCCAAGCGGAAGGGAGCAACCGCGAUCAUCCCUUGAACGAAUCUCCCAGUAGAAAUUCCCCGUCGCACGCCGUCGAAUACGGAGACUCGUCGACGAGCGUUUCGGUCGAGGACGUGGAGGACUUGAUCAGGGCAGAAGACAACCUGAGAUUGUUGGAGCAACGCGUGCUCAUCAGAAGGCGUUUAGAGAAAUCUACGAAACUGUAUCAAGCUUUACAACCGAAUCAGCGACGAUCCUGGAGCGAGGAGAGCCUAGUGCACGCUCUCGAGCAGAUUCACCAUAAGUUUCGCUCGAGGUUCCCAGCGGCUAGAGUGUCAGUGGACGCUGCGAUAGCCGACUGUUCGCCGAUCUCUCACCGACGGUUCGCCAGAUCGCGCGACAAGCGUGAUCCAAGGUCGCCGGAGCGGGACAAGGUAGAUUGGAAGUCGUGGAAAGCGAAGCGAUCGCCGCCGCCAGACGACUGGCAGGUUCAUAGGUCGGGGGGCUGCGAUAAGCAGCCCGGGUUAAACGAUAAGUCCGUCGCUGCGGCUAAGAAGGAAUCGAACACAGAAGACGCAGUGCACGCGCGGAUCGCGGCCACGUCGGCCGUAAAAUGCAGACUGGCGAAUUUCGCCGGGGACGGAGGGGACGAGGAGGUGACACGAGGGACCGCGGAACAGCGGAGUAAACAGCUAGUGGACGCAGCGAGAACCACGGCCGAGGAGAAUUCCGGUAGUAGUCAACCGCGGCGCGGCUCACGUGCCCGUUGGAUCGAGUCCGGCUCGGCAAACGAUGGGAUUGUAUCGACCGGUGACUCAGAACUCGUGACGACUCGCGUGUACCUCGGCGAGGAUGUUCUGAACGCCGAUCAUAUACCGAAGGAGAUCAUCGCCGGCGAUGAGACCCUGAGAGGUAAUUCCGUGAUUCCCAUAGAUCGCGUCUCGAGGAAAGAUCGGCGAUCGUUUGAUAAAACAAGGAGAGCGAAGUCGAUCAAGGGUUACCGGAGUUCGAACGAUUCGAAGAUGAAGUUCGUCAUCAGGAUGAUCAGGGCUCGUGACAAGCUGAUGCUUUGUCUGAGCGCGUUCGCGAUCCUGUUCACGGUGCUGUUGGUGUUGGACCUGCAAAUGGACCUCGGGUACAGCGGGCAUCAUCUGGUACCCAGCCACGGUCGCGUGCGAAUCGGCGACGACCCGAACACCGACACGAUCUAUAACACCUUCAGGAGGAAGUUCCUGCAGAGGGUGAACGCAAGUAAAGAACAGACUAGUGGUGACGCGAUCGGUACGACGACGCAGAACAGUGGGAAGAACAAUGUGGACGAGGCUAAAACCUCGUGGACCGAAAAGAACGCGGCGCACGACAGCUUCCCCGAGUUAGUGGAUAUCGUGGUGAAGGGUUACGGUGUCAGUGCUUCCGAAGGAGUGGCCAGGAUCAGCGGGGAGGAUCAUACGUACAAUCCUUCGCUGAGUGAUUUGAAGAAGAUCAAACCUCGUAGGAACUGUGUCACGAUUGCCGAGAAGUUCCAUCUGCAGAUAUCUAGGACAGAAUUGUAUCCAGAGGAUUCAAAGUAUGUGGACCAAUUGUUAUACGAAAUGUCGACGAAGCCCAUCUUGCACGUCGUUCAAAAGGAAGGUGGUACGCAGCUGAAACUCCAAUUGAACUAUUCAAACAUGCAGGCACUAUUCAAGCCCAUGAGGUUUCCACGGGAACAGCAGACGCUGCCAAAUCAUUUCUACUUCACCGAUUUUGAGAGGCACACAGCGGAGAUAGCAGCGUUCCAUUUGGACAGGCUGCUGGGAUUCCGCAGGGCGAUGCCAGUCACCGGUCGAACGUUGAACCUGACGACGGAGAUUUAUCAGAUCGCCGACGGCGAGCUGUUGAAGACAUUCUUCGUCAGCCCGGCUGGCAAUAUCUGCUUCCACGGCAAGUGCAGUUAUUACUGCGACACGGCGCACGCGAUCUGCGGAAAUCCGGACACCCUCGAAGGUAGCUUCGCCGCGUUCCUGCCGGACAAAUCGUUCGCCGCGAGGAAGGCGUGGCGGCACCCCUGGCGUAGGAGCUACCACAAGAGGAAAAAGGCCCAGUGGGAGCACGAUUCCGAUUAUUGCUCGCUGGUGAAGGAGAUUCCGCCGUAUCACGAGGGCCGCAGGCUGCUGGACUUGAUGGACAUGGCAGUCAUAGACUUCCUUAUGGGAAAUAUGGACAGGCAUCACUAUGAAACGUUUAAGAUCUUCGGUAACGAUACGUUUGCUUUGCACCUGGACCACGGCAGGGGAUUCGGCAGACCCUUUCACGACGAAAUAUCCAUCCUGGCGCCCAUCCUCCAGUGCUGCAUGAUUAGGCAGACCACUCUGAGUACCCUUCUAAAAUUUCACAACGGCCCAGUGCCAUUGAGCGCAGCACUGCGAAAAAGCAUGGCAGCGGACCCCGUGGCACCUGUUCUGUGGGAACCACACCUGAUAGCGUUGGACAGGCGGAUUCGCGUGAUCCUGCAAGCGAUCAGAGACUGUGUGAACCGCGAGGACUCGAGUCAAAUCGUCCACGAAAAGGACAACCGCGUAUCCUAGCCCCUCCGCAGUUCUCCAGCGAGUGAAAAGUUGAAAAGGACUAACAGAUAAUGAUGGACAUUUAUGUUUGGAUAUGUAGUUCAUUGUAAAAACAAGUGUAAAAAGCGAUGUACCGUAAAGAAGAGUCAGUGGCGAUUGAGAGUGAGUGAAGGUGUGUGAUGGAUGGAUACGAUUUCAGGUAGGCAUUUCGUUUUAGUUUUAAUGGUGAUACUAGAACUACCAAAGUAGUCGAUGACCGGUUCUUCGUUAUCGGAGCUUUAUUCUGUUCUAUACUGUUUUUAGAAUUUUCUAUGAACGAUAUUUUACUGUAAAAUCUAUGGCACAAAGCAAUGUACUUUUUAAGAUAACUUUCAAGCACUUUUCUUACUAGCUAUACGAUUUUUUAUUCGAUUUAUACAUAGAAAUGUUAUACUUAUUCAUACAUAGGUAGUUCUAGUAUUAUGAUCGAUUUUCGUUUCCUUCUUAAUAUCGUUAAUGUCAAUUCAUUGCUGAAUGCCAAACUUCGCAUAAUAUACGCCAGUGCAAUAUUGCUUCUUUUAUUUGUAUUCCGAGGCGUGUACAUAAUAAAGGGACUGUACAUAGUUGUAUCGUAAGCGAACAGGGGGUUCUAAAAUCAAAAAACAUGUGGAAUGCUUUCUGUGUACAUAAAAAAAUAUCGCUUUCCAAGGGCCGGAAUUUCGUCGGCACAGCGUUUUUCAUCGUCACCGGAACGAAUCCUUUUUGUUUAAACAACCUAGUUCCUGAAACUAGAUUGGACACAUGGAUGGAUAAUGAAGUAUCGCGUGAAGCUUUUUGAACGUCAAGUUUCUAUCCCUUGUGGGCGAAUUAUGUUUGGAAAGAAGGGUACAAUACUGUGUUUAAAUAACUAUGUAGAAAUUGUUAUUUGAUUUGAGAUUUUUUAAAACUAUUUUAUUUGUAUAAUUAUAUAAAAAUUGUUAUUUGAUUUGAGAUAUUUCUAAAACUAUUUUAUUUGUACAGUUGUAUAUUUUAUCGCACGAAUGUUGAUGAAUAAUUUGCACGGUUUUAUUCAUUGCGAAAUUGUUCCAAGGUGAAGAGCGAACUCGCGAUUUUCCGAGCCACAGUUCCUCGCGAUAGAAUUUGGUCAGCGACAGAUUUUUUUACGAGAAGCGAGAAGAAAUAAGUGUGCGUGUGGAAGGAGGCAUAUUUUGUAAAUUAUGCUUUUCGUACGCAUGUACUUCUGCGAAAGUUUCCAGGAUGCACACCUGUACACUUGUAAGUGUCUUCUUUUUUGGAGAAAAAUGAAAAACUCUGUCGACGAAAACGAUAAGUUAACUCGAACCCUAAAAAAGAUCCAAAUCCCACUUCACUCAGCAUGAAGUAGAUUGCUUCAUUUUUCUAAGAAAUUAAUAUUUCUGUUCUGUUUUUCAAUUAAAAUUCGCAGAGUUUGGUCAUAA
Messenger RNA from Ceratina calcarata, 4668 nucleotides. RefSeq names its product extracellular serine/threonine protein CG31145. Gene Ontology annotation, molecular function: protein serine/threonine kinase activity. The transcript has 8 exons. The record is from RefSeq and is a predicted model, not a curated record. Gene Ontology annotation, biological process: protein phosphorylation. NCBI's taxonomy places the organism in Eukaryota, Metazoa, Arthropoda, Insecta, Hymenoptera, Apidae. The coding region runs from base 1709 to 3253 and encodes 514 amino acids. Gene Ontology annotation, cellular component: Golgi apparatus.